ACAUGAGAUAUCGGUCUCAUAGUCUUUCUUUAUAUGCUUCGUCCACCUGACCACACGUCAGUCAAUUCUACCGGGGUAAUCAGCAAGGUCACGCAUCCUUACGCAAACCCCACUAGCAUACCCAUGCAAAAGCUCGCAACUGGAUUCACGCCCGCACACUAGUACACUGUAUUGAGGCUUGACCGUUGAUGUUGCACAAGAUCAACGUGGAGCCAUCGAGAUUAGCCAUCAAUUUAUCCGCCACGAGAGCUGUCCGAUAACGACCAUUCAGCACGCCCUCCUGUUACCCGAGACCAGGUCUCUUAGUGGUUCCUAGGGGGGCUGGCAGGGCUUAAAUUAAGUGCAUAUGUAGGGACCUUCAUAAGGCAUUUGCUGGGAAUGAUCUGAACGGUCAAGGGACAUACAAAGAGCUAGCCCUGCGCUUACUGCUUCGCCCUUUUGUUCUCUCAACCCUCCACCUCAAACUUCGACGCCGAGAAAGUGAUCAUCAAAAUGGCUCCUGUCGGUGGCGCGUCUGGAUUCGAGGCAGCCGCUUUGGCUCGCCGAAAAGCCCUUUCUGGCGCAUCGGGACCUAUGGCUUUACUCAAGAAUCUGAGGGUUUUUGGUAUCGCGUGUUUCGCAUGCUUGGGUGGGCUUUUGUAUGGCUACAAUCAGGGUGUCUUCUCUGGUGUUCUUACCAUGACUUCCUUUAAAGAGCACAUGGGCGACUAUAUCAAGGACCCAGAAACUCUUGAAUGGAACUCGUCCAAGCAAGGCUGGCUCGUCGCUAUCCUCGAAUUGGGCGCCUGGUUCGGAACCAUGUACUCUGGAUUUCUCGCCGAGAUCCUUUCCCGAAAAUACGCCAUCCUCGUUAACGUCGGCAUCUUUAUCAUCGGCGUCAUUGUACAGUGCACUGCGGUUGUAGGAGUUGGCCACAAUGCAAUCCUCGGCGGUCGAUUCGUCACUGGUAUGGGAGUCGGUUCUCUCUCCAUGAUCGUCCCCAUGUACAACGCCGAGAUCGCUCCACCAGAAGUCCGCGGCGCGCUUGUCGGUCUACAACAGCUAUCAAUUACACUCGGCAUCAUGAUCAGUUUUUGGAUCGACUACGGCACAAACUUCAUUGGCGGCACAGGUCGCUCGCAAAAGGAAGCGGCAUGGCUUGUACCGCUGUCUCUGCAACUCGCCCCCGCGCUUCUCCUCGGCGUCGGUAUGAUCUUCAUGCCAUUUUCUCCACGUUGGCUCGUCCACCAUGAUCGAGAACUAGAUGCGCUCCGUGUGUUAGCUCGGUUGAGAAAUCUCCCGCAAGAGCACGAGUUGAUUGAACUUGAGUUCGCAGAGAUCAAGGCGCAGUCUCUCUUCGAGAAGAAGUCGCUCCGCGAGAACUUCCCGCAUUUACAAGAUAUGAGCGCUUGGUCAACUUUCAAGCUUCAGUUUGUUGCUAUUGGUAGCUUAUUUACCACGAGAGGCAUGUUCAAGCGCGUCAUCAUUGCGACCCUGACAAUGUUUUUCCAGCAGUGGACGGGAAUUAACGCAAUUCUGUACUAUGCGCCAACGAUUUUCAAGGGACUAGGUCUGUCGUCGACUUCGGUCAGCUUAUUGGCGACGGGUGUAGUCGGUAUCGUAAUGUUCAUCGCAACAAUCCCCGCAGUCAUGUAUGUGGAUAGCUGGGGCAGAAAGCCGACACUUAUUGUUGGCGCGAUUGGUAUGGCGCUAUGCCAUAUCAUUGUCGUAAGUCGAGCUGCUAUUGUCGGCAGUUUCUCCGACGACUGGGAGAACCACCGAGGCGCAGGUUGGGCCGCAGUUGUCAUGGUCUGGUUGUUUGUCAUUCACUUUGGUUACUCUUGGGGUCCUUGCGCCUGGAUUGUCAUCGCUGAGAUCUGGCCAUUGUCUAAUCGUCCGUAUGGCAUUGCUCUUGGAGCUUCAUCUAACUGGAUGAACAACUUCAUCGUUGGUCAGGUUACCCCAGACAUGCUUGAGCACAUGAAAUACGGCACCUACAUAUUUUUCGGCCUAUUGACCUUUCUUGGCGCAGCAUUUAUAUACUUCUACUUCCCCGAGACCAAAGGCCUGUCGCUCGAAGAGAUGGAUGUCUUAUUCGGAUCGGUCGGGACUGCAGAGCGUGAAAAGGAGCGCUGGCGGGAAGUGCAUGCCGAAGUCGGCCUCGCAGAGCUUCUUGCGAGGGCUGGCGUGUAUCAUGACAGUGGUGAGCAUGUUAGUGAAAUAGAGAAGGACAAGCCAAUUGUUGCGGAGACGAAACACGAGGAGAGGAAGCCGGUGUUGUAAAAGAGAAGGAUGAAAGGAGAUUGCAGUGGGCGUAAGUGGUGGCUCUCGCAUUUGGGUGUGAACUAGCGGU
Cucurbitaria berberidis CBS 394.84 is the source of this 2332-nucleotide messenger RNA. Its product is annotated as MFS sugar transporter-like protein. Gene Ontology annotation, molecular function: carbohydrate:proton symporter activity. Lineage: Eukaryota; Fungi; Ascomycota; Dothideomycetes; Pleosporales; Cucurbitariaceae. The record is from RefSeq and is a predicted model, not a curated record. The transcript has 6 exons. The coding region runs from base 493 to 2262 and encodes 589 amino acids. Gene Ontology annotation, biological process: transmembrane transport; carbohydrate transport. Gene Ontology annotation, cellular component: membrane.